AUGUCUGGCACCGUUAUACUUACUGGCGCCAAUAGUUCAGCCGGUAUCCACGCCGUUGAUCACCUUCUCAAAACAUACCCGCAGCAUACUGCUGUUUUUACUGUCAGAAGUGCUGCUAAUACCGAUGUCAAUACCCACAACCUACGUGAUAUUAUAGCUCGAUAUCCUAAGGCGAAAGCAUCUAUUUAUGAGCUUGAUUUAGCCGACCUUACUGCCGUUCAUGCAUUUGCUACCACUAUCUCGGGGCAGAUCACUAGUGGAUCUUUACCUGCCAUCAAGUCGAUCAUCUGCAAUGCGUUUUACUGGAAUCUUGUUGCCGAUCCUGAACUCACCGUCGACGGAUAUGAUAAGACUUUACAAGUCGGACACAUCGCUCAUGUAGCACUAAUCUUACGCCUUCUCGAACAUUUUAGUCCCGAUGGCGGCCGUAUCGAGCUCCUGUCGAGUAUCUCACAUUAUCGUAAAAAGAGCAUGAUGACGCCAUAUCUUCCCGAAAUUCCUGAUAACGUCGACCUCUUGAUCCAUCCACCGGCGGACCCCGAUAAGCAAGGUAGAGGGGCACAGAGAUAUGCCAUUUUGAAACUGGUCGUUACCACCUGGAUGUAUCCACUCAACGAAUAUUUACAAAAGGAUCCCAAGUUCUCCAAGAUCACCGUCGUGGCCAUAAAUCCCGGAAACCUUGGCGACUCCCGCGCUUUUCAAACCAAUGUCCCACUUUCCAUUAGGAUCAUGCAGAAAGUCUUAUUCAAACCACUGAUGCCCUUGAUUCAACGCUUUGCUGACCCGAUAUUCCGCACGUCGCACGAGGCCGGCAUUGAUAUCAUAGAAUUGGGUGUUGCUAAGGCCGAAGAUGGCGAACGUGGUUAUUAUACGCUCCUCAAGAAAGACGACCCUGACCCUGCCGUGCUGGAUAAGGAGAAGCAACGUAUUAUAUGGGAGAAGAGCGUCGAGUGGGCUAAAAUCAACAAGGACAAUACCGCGCUUAAAGUCGCAUUUGAAUAG
Molecule: messenger RNA, 1002 nt
Organism: Daldinia childiae
Lineage: Eukaryota; Fungi; Ascomycota; Sordariomycetes; Xylariales; Hypoxylaceae
Exons: 2
Coding region: 1-1002 (333 amino acids)
Cellular component (GO): endoplasmic reticulum membrane; mitochondrial outer membrane; lipid droplet
Molecular function (GO): 3-beta-hydroxysteroid 3-dehydrogenase (NADP+) activity
Source: RefSeq, a predicted model, not a curated record